This is a messenger RNA of Agrilus planipennis (emerald ash borer), 671 nucleotides long. RefSeq names its product cuticle protein 16.5-like. The coding region runs from base 26 to 619 and encodes 197 amino acids. The transcript has 2 exons. The record is from RefSeq and is a predicted model, not a curated record. Lineage: Eukaryota; Metazoa; Arthropoda; Insecta; Coleoptera; Buprestidae.
AACUAAGCAAACUAAAACAGCAGCAAUGGUAGCUAAGGUAAUCGUCUUCUGUGCCAUCUUGGCAUUCGCCAGUGCUGGCAAUUUAGCGACCGAGACCUAUUCUGCCCCUGCCGCCGCGCCUAUUGCUUUUUCAGCUGGUCCAGCGGUUUCCUAUUCCGCUCCUGCUGUCUCAUACUCUGCCCCAGCUAUCAGCUAUGCCGCUGCUGCCCCAAACUUCGCCUACAGUGCCGGAGCUCCAGCUUUAGGCUACGCUGCUCCAGCUAUCGGUUACGCUGCUCCUGGUCUCAGCUUUGCCGGUCCAGCAGUCAGCUACGCCGCUCCAGCUGUUAGCUACGGUGCUCCAGCUUUCGCCGCCGCCCCGGCUGUAAACUACGCCGCCCCGGCUGUAAGCUACGCCGCGCCAGCCUUUGCUGCAGGACCGGCUAUAGCGGCCGCUCCGGCUUUUGCAGCCGCUCCGGCUGUUCAAAUUGCAGCUGCGCCCGCUCCGGCUGUACGUUUUGCUGCUCCAGCUGUCCGCUUCGCUCCUGCCGCGCCGGCUGUUAGGGUAGCCCCACCCUCAACCCGUUAUGGAGCACCUUUCAUCCCCGGACCUCCAAUCACAUUGAACAAUAGAUGGUAAAAACGGCAAUUUUUGUUUUGUAUUACUGCGUACAAUUUUGUAAAUUAAUUGU